AUGGUCAAACUCUUGAUCCCACCCACAAAGGCCAAUAUAAGGCCAACUGCAGAUAUAUCUUCCCGAGAUGUCCCUCCUGAGCAUAGCCCAGCGUCGGGCAAGGUCUUCAAUAUGGGGGUGAUUGUCACGGGCAAUGAUGUUCACAUUAGUCCCUGGACACACGCUAUUUAUGUCGGCGAGGGCGCCGCUAACGUUCUAUUCAUCCCGUUCUUAUAUGCCAAGCAUGCGAGGCAGGACAAGAAAGACAGAACUGAGGACGACCUAUUGACAAAAUACCUCUUGAGAGUGCCCAAGCAACCCAAGGAUGGCGAUAAGCCAUUCUAUCCGCCACUGGAGCAGUGGGAGUAUUUCUGGAACACCAUUGCUCCUCUCUUCACCUACCGUGCGGAUAUGCUGGCGGACAUGAAGUUUGCAUUCCUCCCGAAAGAUGCUGUCAAACACAUGCAGAAUGUACUAGAUGCGUUGAACAAAGCACCGGCAGGAGCGAAACAGCGACCAGCCAAGUUCCGAGAUAACAAAGUCAUGAAUCAAGCAACGGCGUGCUUGAUCGAAAGCAUGCGCGCGCGGAGCAGCGACGAGCGCGUCGUCGAAUUCAAGCCAAAGUGGCUGGCCCAGUCGCCAUCUGCGCCAAAGACGGCCAAUACCUGUCGGUGCUGCGCCCUCGCGGCCAAGAAGUUCACCGAUUCCAAGGACGCGGGCAGCGGCCCGCGCUACUACCCGUGUCCCCUCUGGCUGGAUCCCCAGCGAGUGGCGCCCAAGGGGAAAGAGGAAGUGCGUCAGAAAGCUCUCGCUAGCUUGUUCCAGUACAGCAUCUCUGGAGACAAUAAGCACGCCGCCACCCUGUACGGCCUGCUGGAGAAGACGUCUAUCCUCACCUUGCUGAAGAAGCACCAGACUCAGAAGGAUCCCCGCGGACCUUUGAACGCGAGCAAGGAUGACGAGGGCUUUAGCAUCGCCAUGACGCUGCGAGACUGCUCUCUCUACAUGCGAUACCGCGUCGAGAAAGACGGCCCGGGCGAGACUGUGGUUGCGGAUUCCUUUGAAGCCAAACUUGCCGAUCUUGAUAAAAAGAACGUUUCUUGGAAGUUCAAAGAAUGGCAAGACAAGGAGCGCGCCUUGAUCGACGAGGGCUGGUACACCGGCCGCGGAAAGAUGGUGAACUGCGCCCUCCAGGGCUGA
Colletotrichum orchidophilum is the source of this 1179-nucleotide messenger RNA. Its product is annotated as inositol-pentakisphosphate 2-kinase. Gene Ontology annotation, biological process: inositol phosphate biosynthetic process. The record is from RefSeq and is a predicted model, not a curated record. Lineage: Eukaryota; Fungi; Ascomycota; Sordariomycetes; Glomerellales; Glomerellaceae. The transcript has 2 exons. Gene Ontology annotation, cellular component: nucleus. Bases 1 to 1179 code for a protein of 392 amino acids. Gene Ontology annotation, molecular function: inositol-1,3,4,5,6-pentakisphosphate 2-kinase activity; ATP binding.